Molecule: messenger RNA, 536 nt
Organism: Staurois parvus
Lineage: Eukaryota; Metazoa; Chordata; Amphibia; Anura; Ranidae
Source: the annotation of a GenBank genome assembly
UGUGCUGUGUCCCUCGGACACAGCGGAUCACCGAUCCACGGAAAGAGCCGAAGAUGUUGGCUCGUUCAUGUGAUCAGCUGUGUCCAAUCGCAGCUGAUCACAUGGGACAUCUACACUGAUCAUCAGAGCACUGAUGAUCAGUGUGCCCUGAUGAUCAGUGUAGCCCUAGCAGUACCACCUGUCAGUGUCCAUCAGUGCCAGUGCCCCCAGUGCCGCAUCAAUGCCACAUAUCAGUGCCUACCAGUGCACAUCAAUGCCACAUAUCAGUGCCCAUCUGAGCUGCCUUUCAGUGCCGCCUAUCGGUGCCAUCAGUGCCAUGUAUCAGUGCUGCCUUUCAGCGCCCAUCAGUGAUGCCUGUCAAUGCCCAUCAGUGCCACCUAUCAGUGUCCAUCAGUGCAGCCUAUCAGUGCCCAUCACUGCAGCCUCAUUAGCGCACAUCAGUGAAGGAGAAAAAUCACUUAUUUACAAAAUUUUAUAACAAAAACUAAGAAAAACAUUUUUUUUUUCAAAAUGUUCAGUGGUUUUUGGUUUGUUUA